CCGGCGGGGAGGGACCGAUUUGUCUUCUUUCCGCCGGUUCGUCAAGAUUUCCGGCGGAUCUCCGCGUGGCCAGCCGCAUCCCGCUUUCCAGCUCUUCCGAGCUCUGGUUUUCCAGCUGCCGGUGGAAUUAGGUCUUCGGACUAGUGAGCAUUUCUUGAUUUCGUGGUUCUCUUGGUUCUUGGUAUUCGUUGUUUGCGAUGAGAAGCAAAGAUUUCGUUUGAGCAGAGAUCUUCUCUUGCUUCGUCUUUUGGAGAAAGUUAGGAACAAGAAAUUACUUUUCCCCCAACUAUAUUAACAUCCUUCUCAUGAAAUAUGCGAAUUUAAGAUGCCUCUGAUGGUCGAAGACAUUAAGUAUGUUGGCAAAGACUUAAUAAAAUUUUUUCAGUUAUGACACUCCACCAUGCCUUGAAGAAGUGAUUCCGACUGCACGCAUGUCGAGAUCUUUGAAUGCCAACAAACUACUGGAGUGUCGGCGGUGUGUCUAUUAAUCACUGGUCUUUCAGUUUAAACCCUUAGGUUUGAUUCACCAAGUUUGAAUGCUAAUGGAGGGGGGUUGUUAUCUAUUAUGAUGAUUACGUUAUGCAAGUUGUGCAUGUUCUUGAUGGAGCAGAUGUGGACCAUAUAAUUGUUUAACAUAGUCCCAUUAUGCUUGACGAGCACUUCAAUGAGACAAUUUUUCAUGAAAUGUCAGAGGCUACUCUUUGUUGUGAUAGUGCCACUUUUAAUGAGUUUAACCAACGCAAUAAGUCCAGAUGGUGAGGUGUUGCUUAGCAUUAAGACAGCAAUUGUUGGUUCAGAUGGUGUUUUCCUCAAUUGGAGACAAGAAGAUCCUGAUCCUUGUGGUUGGAGAGGUGUAACAUGUGACAGUAGUACUAAGAGAAUUAUUCAUCUGAGGCUUGCCUACCACAAGUUGAUUGGUUCCAUAUCACCAGAAAUAGGAAAGCUAAAUUACUUAAAGCUGCUAGCUCUGCAUGGCAACAGCUUAUACGGUGUCAUCCCUCCAGAACUAGGAAAUUGCACAGAGCUACAAUAUUUAUCUUUGCAGGGAAAUUAUUUGAGUGGAACUAUUCCACCAGAGCUUGGUAAUCUUUUGGAGUUGCAGAUUUUGGAUAUCUCUAGCAACACUCUGAGCGGAACCAUUCCUCAAUCUCUUGGUAACCUCACAAAAUUAACAUUAUUCAAUGUAUCAAUGAACUUUUUGACUGGAAGAAUAUCAUCUGAAGGUGCACUCUUCAAAUUUAAUGAGGCUUCCUUUAUUGGAAACCGUGGAUUGUGUGGAAAGCAAAUUGGUGUUGUCUGCAAGGAUGAGAUUCCAUCACCCUCAGGAGGUUCUCAACUAUUCUAUCCAGAUAACCUAAAGCACCCGUCAAAGAAUUCUGCUAAGCUUGUUACAAGUGCUGUAGCAACAGUAGGAGCUUUGUUGUUGGUGGCACUAAUGUGUUUCUGGGGUUGCUUCCUUUAUAAGAAGUUUGGUAAAGGUGACAUCAGUGGUCCUGCGAUGGAUGUUAGUGGAGGUGCAUCCAUAGUAAUUUUUCACGGGGACUUGCCCUACUCAUCAAAAGAUAUUCUUAGGAAACUAGAGACCUUAAAUGAGGAAAACAUCAUCGGUUCUGGGGGCUUUGGAACUGUAUACAAGCUUGCCAUGGAUGAUGGAAAUGUUUUCGCAUUGAAAAGAAUAAUGAAGACAAAUGAAGUCCUGGAUCGGUUCUUUGACAGAGAACUUGAAAUUUUGGGGAGCAUUAAACAUCGGUAUUUGGUUAAUCUUCGAGGAUAUUGCAAUUCACCUUCCUCUAAGUUGUUAAUCUAUGAUUUCUUACCUGGUGGAAGCUUGGAUGAAGUAUUACAUGAAAGAGCAGAACAAUUGGACUGGGAUGCACGCCUUAAUAUCAUCCUGGGCGCUGCAAAAGGACUUGCAUACUUGCAUCAUGAUUGUUCACCUCGAAUAAUACAUCGUGACAUCAAGUCCAGCAACAUAUUACUUGAUGGGAAUCUUGAAGCUCGUGUAUCUGAUUUUGGACUUGCAAAAUUGUUGGAGGAUGAAGAGUCACAUAUAACCACAAUAGUUGCUGGAACCUUUGGUUAUCUUGCUCCAGAGUACAUGCAGAGUGGUAGGGCUACAGAAAAAACUGAUGUGUACAGUUUUGGUGUCUUGGUGCUUGAAGUAUUGAGUGGAAAACGGCCAACUGAUUCAUCAUUCAUUGAGAAAGGUUUGAAUAUAGUUGGAUGGAUAUUUCAUUGGACCUGUUGUGGAUCCACUAUGGCACCUUGUCAAUUUUUGCAUCACUUGCUUAUAACAAGACUUGAUUCCGGAUUAGCAUGUCUAUGCUGGGUUUUGCAUGGAGCUCGUUCUCUUUUUGCUGGGGCUUUCCUGAGCUGGAAGUUAUCUUUAGAUUGGAGUUUUUCUCUUUGCUCUAUCAGUUGUCUGAGUUCAAGUGAACAGGGUGAUUUUUUUUGUGCUCAGCUUUAGGAGGAUCAAACACCCAUGUUCAGACUUGGGCUCUGAGAUCAGUCUGCUUUGGUUUCAGAGAAGGGGGAGUCGGGGAUGUGCAGAUUGAGGAGAGAUCUAGAGUCGCAGCCUAGUGGGAUCGGGUAGUUAAGUUAUAUUUAAUGGAUUCAUAGUCGCCCAUUAUUCUUCUCCAAAUGCAAUUUCCCAGAUCAUGGUGCUACAAUGCUACUUUGUUAGUGAGAGAUGUAAUGGGGGCAUAUUGCAAGUACUCCAUUUUUAUUUCCUUUUUUGUCCAUCCUGGCAUAUGGUCAGGGUUGUUGAGUUCACGGGGAAAUGGUGAUGAUGCUGGAAUCUGAAUGAAGAGAGGGAUCCUACUGCAGAAACAAACCAUACUCUUUCAUCUAUUUGGGGUAAAAAACACUAGUGUUUAUAUCUAUUGGAUCUGAGGGUUGGAUCUCCAACAUUCUAUGAAAUUACACAGCUGAGAUUAGCUGAUACAUAAGUUGAUCGAAUAACUCAGUCUUAAUGAGCUGAGCCUGAGCUAAUUGGGUUUUGUUUGGGCUUUUGGCUCGUUAAGCUGCUCAGGAGCGCUGAACUGUUGGUAUGUGUUUUAUUUGCUUUGAAGACGAGCUAUGCUCGAGCUGCUCGAGCCUGGGGGCUGAGCUUAAGUUGUUCAUGAGCAACAAGUCCUAAUCACAUCUCUUGCUGAGGGCUAGUUGUAAUAUAUGCAGUAACCUAUUCAGGUAUACUCUAGGGGUUUGUUCUUGCUUAUUCCUGGAUCAAGUAAUGGCAUGAUGAUUUCCUACACGAUCUUUUGUAGCCAAUUUUAAGCCUGUAAACAUUAUUUAAGAGCAUGCCAAUUGUGGAGGCUUUCUCAUUGACCUUUUUUUGUAUAACCACAAUCACAAAUUCCAGGUAGGAAUGGGUCUUUCUAACUUCUCAUGCGCAAGCUUUACAUUUGGAAAAUAUGCACUGGGGAAAUUACAUAUCAAACUGAUUUUAUAAGUGAACGAACCUAUAUUUGGUAAGAAAUGACUUAUACAUCAUUCUCAUUUUCUGUUUCAGCUGAAUUUUUUGAUUGUGGAGAAUCGCCAAAGAGAAA
This is a messenger RNA of Musa acuminata AAA Group (dessert banana), 3548 nucleotides long. Its product is annotated as LRR receptor-like serine/threonine-protein kinase FEI 1. Gene Ontology annotation, molecular function: ATP binding; protein binding; protein kinase activity. The transcript is spliced from 15 exons. Bases 665 to 2467 code for a protein of 600 amino acids. Gene Ontology annotation, biological process: protein phosphorylation. NCBI's taxonomy places the organism in Eukaryota, Viridiplantae, Streptophyta, Magnoliopsida, Zingiberales, Musaceae. The record is from RefSeq and is a predicted model, not a curated record.